CAUUACUUUUUUUUUUUAUUGUCAUUGAAAUCCAGUCUGUAUUUUAUACUUAACAGAACAUCUCAAUUUACACUUUCCCCAUUUCAGGUGCUUAGUAGUCACAUUUGGCUAGUGGCUACCAUAUUGGAUGGUGCAGUCCUCGAAGAAAAGGGGGAAUUUGUGCUGUAAUAAUGGUACAUGGUGCCAUUUGGCUCUUGCUUUGCAAUGGACAUCCCAGACACACAUCUGUGUAUCCCACAAGAACUCCUGACAUCUGUCUCUGUACUUGGGGUUCGGAUCAGGGCCUUUGGGGGCAGAGUGAAGGGUGUUCUGAGUGGAAUGUCAGGAGCCACGGGCAGAGAAGGAAGACCUGCCUCCUUUCUGUCCCAUCAGGAAGUUCAGGCCGUAACUGCCCUAAGCUGUCCUCAUAGGCUGGCUACUCUCUGACCCAGAGAUGUCCAUUGCUUUGGAGGAGAAGUGUGUGUGUGAUGAGUGAAGUGAUCCUCAGGCCCAGUGUGGUGGUAGCUGACAAGGACACGGGCCACAGAGCCACAGGCCAUUGAUGCUCUUCCCCAGGGAAGGAUGUCCUCUGCUACCUGUCCUUGUACCUGUUGGGCACUCCAGGCUCUCCCUUUUUGGCGCGCUGGCCUGCCCUUUGGGAGGAGUGGACACCCUCCUCAGCUCUUGGAGGCUCUUUCAAGGUAGAUGGUGUGAGAAACUCACCCAGCUUCCCAGGCCCUACAGCUGGGUGAAAACAUAAGACCCAGAACCCCACGGCCUCCCACAGCUUGGGUAGGCCUCUCUGGUGUACUACCCUGCAGGGUCUUUCUGGGUAUCAAGAAUCCCCAAACAGUACCUGGACCUCCCCUGGCACUUCACCCAAGGAACUUCCUUUACAGGGAGCCCAGUGAAGAGCCCCCAUCCUACACCAUGGUCCUUUGUAUCACUGGCCCCUCUGAGAGUCUGAUGAAAGCUGUGGAUCCUUUCCCCAGGAAAAUACUAAUAAGAGACUGUGUGUGUGCAUGCAUUUAUUAUGCAUGCACACUUGCUGUUUUGCGCUGAUACCAGGAACCUGUAGCCCCCUGGAUUGGACUCGGUGAAGUUCUGGCUGCCCUGCACAUACCUGCUGUACCAGUCCUGAGGGGCACCUUGCUGGCCUUUGCGGGUACACUGGGCUUGUUACCACAUUGAUACCUCUACUUACCCUGUUCUAGCCACUGGACAUGACUUCUACUUUACUUCUGCUGUUUGUGAUCCUGCCCAAUGUUCACAUUCCAGGCCUGAUCCCCUCCUCCUCCAGGAAGCCGUCACCUGAGUGCCUGUGCAUUCAGCCCCCUGCCUGGGACCUCAGGAUACUGCAAGUGGGAACCAAGGGACAUCAGGUCAGAGUUUAGAUCCACUUGCAGAUAAUGGCCUGUUAGCACAGUCUGGGAUCUAGAGGCUGAGGGGGAUCUGGCCUGGGUACUGCUUUUGAGAAUGACGCUGAAUAGACAGCCCUCAGGCAGGUCCUGGCUGGGUAGACCUCGUUCUAGAACAGACUUUCUCAGCCUUGACACUGUGGACAAUUUGGACCCAGUGAUUCUCUGUUAGGUGUGUUUGUGGGUGUGGUGGAGUGGUGGGGUUGUGGUGAGAGCUGUCUUGUGCAUUGCAGCAUGUUUAGUAGCAUCCCUGGCGCAUACCCACCUAAAUGCUUGUAGCUCUUCUAAUCGUGACAACCAAAAAUGUCGUAGGCAGAGGGCGUGCAAAAUCACCUCAGGUUGAGAACUUCUGAUCUAGAAUGUUCUCACGGUUUAAAGAGACGCUUGUGAGAGGCGGGGUUAAUGGCUACUGUCUGCACCCCUCCCCUCCCACCCGAUUCGGGAUGGGAAGCUGGAGAUUCCUGCUCUGAUAAACCUGCUCAGCCUGUGAGAGUUUGGUUCGAAAUUAGUGCUUCGGGAGUACCCGCUGCUGGCCCCGGAGUACAAUCCUGGCGUCCUUGAGUUUUCCCAGCAGUGGUUCGGGUUUCAGGGAGGCGGUGGUUGUGGGUGGGCCGGGCAGCCCGCCCGCCCGCUGCUGCCCGCGCCCGCGCCGCGAGGUCUGCGCUCGCGCCGCUCCCUCCCGCACGCGCAGAAUGUCUGGAAGUGCCUGUUGCCGGGGCCUCCGCGGCGCCCCGCAGCCCCGGUCUGCUGAGCCGGGAGCCGCCGGAGUGGGGGCGGUCCGCGGCGGCCUGCAGGAGCGCGGGCGGUGGUAGCAGGACGCGGGCAUGCCCUUUCCCCCGGGCGGGCCGGCCGCGCGGCGCCCCGAGGAGCCGCAGCGGCUGUGGGCCUGGAGCCCCGAGCCCGGGGACGCCAGGGCAGGGGGGCAGCCUCUCCGCAAAGGUUCUGGGCGUGGGGAGGCUGAGACGCGGGAGUGCAUCUACUACAACGCCAACUGGGAGCUGGAGCGCACCAACCAGAGCGGCCUGGAGCGCUGCGAGGGCGAGCAGGACAAGCGGCUGCACUGCUAUGCCUCCUGGCGCAACAGCUCCGGCACCAUCGAGCUCGUCAAGAAGGGCUGCUGGCUGGAUGACUUCAACUGCUAUGACAGGCAGGAGUGUGUGGCCACCGAGGAGAACCCCCAGGUAUACUUCUGCUGCUGUGAAGGCAACUUCUGCAACGAGCGCUUCACCCACUUGCCAGAGGCUGGGGGCCCGGAAGUCACGUACGAGCCACCCCCGACAGCCCCCACCCUGCUCACGGUGCUGGCCUACUCGCUGCUGCCCAUUGGGGGCCUCUCCCUCAUCAUCCUGCUGGCCUUCUGGAUGUACCGGCAUCGAAAACCUCCCUAUGGCCACGUGGACAUCCAUGAGGACCCUGGACCUCCACCCCCGUCCCCUCUGGUGGGCCUGAAGCCACUGCAGCUGUUGGAGAUCAAGGCUCGGGGGCGCUUUGGCUGUGUUUGGAAGGCGCAGCUCAUGAAUGACUUUGUGGCUGUCAAGAUCUUCCCACUCCAGGACAAGCAGUCGUGGCAGAGUGAGCGGGAGAUCUUCAGCACGCCCGGCAUGAAACACGAGAACCUGCUGCAGUUCAUUGCCGCUGAGAAGCGAGGCUCCAACCUCGAGGUGGAACUGUGGCUCAUCACAGCCUUCCACGACAAGGGCUCCCUCACGGAUUACCUCAAGGGGAACAUCAUCACGUGGAACGAACUGUGUCAUGUGGCAGAGACAAUGUCAAGAGGUCUCUCUUACCUGCAUGAGGACGUGCCCUGGUGCCGUGGUGAGGGCCAUAAGCCGUCUAUCGCCCACAGGGACUUUAAAAGCAAGAAUGUAUUGCUGAAGAGUGACCUCACGGCCGUGCUGGCUGACUUUGGCCUCGCUGUUCGGUUUGAGCCAGGGAAACCCCCGGGGGACACCCAUGGGCAGGUGGGCACACGGCGGUACAUGGCCCCUGAGGUGCUUGAGGGAGCCAUCAACUUCCAGAGAGACGCCUUCCUGCGCAUUGACAUGUAUGCCAUGGGGCUGGUGCUGUGGGAGCUCGUGUCCCGCUGCAAGGCUGCCGAUGGACCGGUGGACGAAUACAUGCUACCCUUUGAGGAAGAGAUUGGCCAACACCCGUCACUGGAGGAGCUGCAGGAGGUGGUUGUGCACAAGAAGAUGCGGCCCGCCAUUAAGGAUCACUGGCUGAAGCACCCGGGCCUGGCCCAGCUCUGUGUGACCAUUGAGGAGUGCUGGGACCAUGAUGCGGAGGCUCGCCUGUCUGCAGGCUGCGUGGAGGAGCGGGUGUCCCUGAUCCGGAGGUCGGUCAACGGCACUACCUCGGACUGUCUUGUCUCCCUGGUGACAUCCGUCACCAAUGUGGACCUGCCUCCUAAAGAGUCGAGCAUCUAAGCCCAGGACACAAGUGGAUCUCUAGACUCAGUGGAUCUGAAGAGGAAAGGAAAAAAAGUUGUGUUUUGUUUUGGAAAUCCCGUAACACCAACAAACACAUAAAAUGCAGCUGCUAUUUUACCUUGACUUUUUAUUAUUAUUAUAAUUAUUAUAAUUAUUAUUAUUAAUAUUAUUUUUUGGAUUGGAUCAGUUUUACCAGCACAUUGCUCUACUGUAUCGCAAACAGCGGACACGUCAGCAGGCGUUGAGGUGCUGAGCUGUGAAUGCAGAACCAGCGCCAUGCUGAAGAGCCUCAGCCACCUCCUGUUCUUGGGGUUCAUUUUUCCCGCUUUCUCUUUGUUUGUUGUCUCAGAAUCUGUGACACAAAGAAACCCAUCUCCUGUCUUAGGAAACUUAAUGCUGCAAACUCUACCUAGAGGAAUCUUUGAAGACUGUUACAUAAGAACACACCUUCCUCAAAAGAGGAGUCUCCCUCUGCCCUUGUCUCCCUCCUCCCUCCCUUUUAUUCUGUUUUUCUCCCUUUUUAGACAGUGAGUUUAAGAAACAGCAGAUGUGUCUUUCACGGAUUAACGGGUGUUGUCCUGACCGAGGAAAAACUGGGAUGAGGAUGAGGAUGGUUUGGACUGGAGCUGGAAGGGGAGGAUGGAGCUGGGGGUUGGGUUUGGAACAGAGCUACACUGGACUCGGGCACAUUCGGAGCAGCAUCCUUUGCUAUGAGGCUACUUCUCAGGUAACCAGGAAUCGAGGGGAAGGACCGUGUGGAGGCCGAGCAUUAAUGGCAAGGGAGAGGUUUGGAGAAAGUCCAAAAGCAGGUGGCUCUCACCCACCUGCUGGCCCUGACCAGUUUUUUCCACUAACUUGGGCUUGGGCAUAGGACAAAACAUUUUUCUGCCCUAUUUUAAGGUUAUAUAAGGGUAGAAAUCAUCAUGGUUUAGUGAGUACAUUCUUCAUAAGACUCAAUGCUAUAAAUAUCUGUAAUGGAGGAAAAGUUGAAAUAUGUUACUUCCUCCUGGAGCAGUUCAGGGAAAUGCCCACAGGGGGCCCCCUGCACAGCCAGGGUAAGAGGAUUUCCUAGGUGGGGCCUAGCAAGGUCUGCCUCUCUGGAGACGCUGAGAGUCCUGCAGCACUGGCUCUGCCCCAAGUGGUGACAUAAAUGUCCCCUAUAUGUGGCUCAUGGGCACGGCUUUCUCCAGACCCCUUAAAGUGGUGCAUAUUCUAAAAACCCUUUCUCUAUUAUGCCAUAACCUUGCUCUAGUCAGUGAAUGUUCCUAAUGCUGCUGUUUCAACAUUUGAAUUUUUUUUAAUUUAUGAAACACGCAAAUUUUUUUUUUUUUAAACAAAACACACACAUCCACAUAUACACGCACGCUUUGCUAUGUGGCUUCCGAGGUUUAAAUUUUGAAAAGUAAAAGAAUUAAAACUUCACGACCACAGACCACCUCAAACCAGAAAUACCUCAAAGUUUUCUACUUGUGUAAGUUUUAUUAUAUAUUUUAUUAGUUGUGUUGUCUUGUAGUAAGUAUAUUUUAAUGUAAGUUGGCUUUUAUGACAAGAAAGUUUAAAAGAAAUAGAGAAAAAGAGAAAAAGUUGGAGUCUUCUAGGGAGUGCUACCAUGUUUGUUUGAUAACACGCCCUUGUAAAUAAUUGUCAUCACUUGUAGGUUGGCUGUCUGGGCCGAGUCUGGGCAUUCAUCACUCUUGUUUGUAAAGGCUUUUCCUUCUGGUUUGUUUAGACGAUUUUAUUUAAAAACUGGAUCUCUUAAUCUUGAAGGUAGGCAAGUUGGUGGGCAAUGGGGAGAGGCUGACUUGGGUGAGAACGGGAGAGGGGUGCCUCCUCUUGGGUUAUUUGGAGGUUCAGAUGUUUCCCUCAACUUGACUGGUCGAUGUUCAGAGUGACAGGUAACCCCACUUUAACUUGGUAAAACGGUGGCCCUUAGAGACCCGGAUGAGGUAAUUUUACUUGAGAUUUAAUUUCUUAAGCAAAUUAGUAGCAGCGAUAGUGGAAGAGACCUGUAGUAUCUUGGUGAAUCUGCACUGUGACUCGGGCAGUCUGUGCUAGGGUAGCGUAUCUGGAGUGGGGAGUUCUCAGCCCUGCCCUGGAGUUUGCAGUCUCAGCGCUGCACGCACCCUGAGCCGCCUGCUUCGCGCUCAGCACGCUGUCUGCGGUGUCUGGGGCCUGCCACUUGGGUGUAUCCUUUUCUCUGUGUGUUUGGGCACAGAGUGCUGUGGGAGGUGAGUUUUCCUCCCUCUCAGAACUCAGUUUUUGCGUCGUGGGUCAAAAUGUGAGCUGGCCAAGGUGGUUACAGGGACAGGUUUUUGUGUUUUUGGUAUGUUGUCUUUUUCUUCUUCUUCUUUUUUUUUUUUUUUUAACUAUUUUGUGCUGUGGUAUUUUUCUUCCCUUGGAAUAAUUUUUAACAGCAAAACAGGCCUUACAGCAGUUGCUUUUCUUUUCCACAUAUUUCUUUAAGAAGCUUUAAAAUAUUUAUUGAAAAGUGCCAUAUCUAAUUUCUUUAGCUUUCUCCUCAGGCAGUACUGGGCAUCUCUACUUUUCACCCUCAGAAGAAACAAAUAAAGCACUAACAAAUGUAGCUGAUUUACCACAGGAAUGAUCAGGUCACUGGUCCUACCCAGUGUGGAAUUCUAGACCCCAGACUCUCCGUUUGGUUUUAGAUUUCCUCUGGGUGAUUUUUCUUUUGUGUGCUGGCUUGAUUCUUGUGAGAACAAGUUUUGGCCUGGCUGUGAAGGGUUGAGCUGUGGCCCUGAUGUGGGACCUGCUGGUUAGGAUGCAGUACAGACAGGGCAGGCCUUCCUGUCGGCCUGCAUGCCUUUUAUCUGGGUGGGCUCCCUUCUUGCUGACCCUGUGCUCAGCUGCUGUAGCACCCCUUUGCGGCCUUGGCACCAGAAUGGCAUAUCAGGAAAUGGUACCUGUUUGGUGUGGCCAGGGAGAAGGGAGAGUCCGGGGGAGUCUGUGCCAGUUCUUUGGGCUUCAGGCUGCCCUUUCCCCAGGUGCUGUGGUAUAAAAUGCACCCGUCAGGCAGUAUCCCUGACUGCUGCUCAUGGCUAGAAGAAGGUGAGUGAUCUUUUUCCAAAGCAUGCCCCUGGGAGCCUGAGUGGGUCUUUUGCCUCAGAUCAGCUGUUUGCUGUCAUGUAUUCUUUGGGGAGCAAACCAUCUAGAGCCCUGGUUUGUAUUUAUUGGGUUGUAGGGCCUCUGCCUUUGCUCUUCUCCACAAAGGUUUCAUGUGAUAUCCACUUAGGAGAAGCUCAGAUAACUGCUGCUUUUGUUUCCUCCAAACUCGGUGGAAGACUGGUGGGAAUGGAGUCUGGCAUCAUUUUCUCUGCCCAUGGGAAAGGCUGCUGCAUCUAGGGUAGGAGUGUGGCCAAGCUGGGGGAGAAAAGUGGCCAGGGCUCCUUGCUCCUUCCUUUCUAGUGCACUGUCAUCCAAGCAGCCUCCUGGCUGUGGGAUGGGCUUUCAGGGAGAAUGUGUUCUCUUUGAAAACACUCAUGAUGACUGUGGGAAGACAUCCCUAGCCAAAGAAAUCCAGGAAUGAGUAAGAGAAGGAGGAAGCAAGUGGGGACAGAGGUCACUGUGUCACACUGUCCUACAGAGGAUUCUUAAUGACAAGGGGGCCAGAGGAGGCCGUAGACAUAGUCAUUAGAACAUUCUGGGCCUGGCACGAGCUGGCUUUUCUCCUGGGACUGUUGGUCCCUAUCAGGAGUCCUUCUUUGAGUGAGUUACUCAGGGUGAGGGCUGCAGAUGGACCGAUCUUAGGAGAAAAGGAGACUUGGCUGUGAGGGAAAGUGGUGAGCAUCAGCAGCCUUUGUUGUUCAGCAUGGCCUUCCUGUCCUCUUGGCUCUUGGUAGGUGCCCGGAGGGAUCAGUCCUGCCUGAGGAGGGCUUCCCCGUGUGUGCCAGCUGCUUCUGACUUAGAAUUCACCUUAUCUGGACUUGGGGCAUUUGUACAGAACAAGAAGGACCUUGUCCAGCCUUGAACAUCUUCAGGAGGCUUGAGCCCCCCACUCAUUUUCUCAGCCAAGGGAAAGGCUUCUCACCUCCAGGCCACCGAGAUAGUUCUUCCACUGCCCCUAGGGUCCAGGCCAACUCUCUUGUCAUGGCUUCUCAUGUCAUGGUUUAGAAAGCAAAGCAGGUGAUCUUUUACUUCUGCUCUGUCACCUUUCUCUCCAAUUGGCCAUGUUCUUGCUCCCUGCUACCCUGCCUCUCUGCAGUGGGUGCUUGGGCUGUGUGUGUGGUGUUUCCUUGGUGGCAAGCCCAGCUGUGUAUUCAAAGUCCACCCUGUGCUGUAUGUGGCUCUGAAAGCCUGUUACAUGGCCACUGUGCUCUGAGCCAUGAGGGCAGGGAAGUGGCUAUCCUAUCCAGGGUGGGAGGACUGGGUGGCCCCCUUGCAAAUGGAAUUUUGCCUUUUUUAGAAUGCAUUGUAAAUUCCCAGCACCUAUUGAUAAUAGAAGGAUUUGAUGUUUUGUAGUACUAUGGUAAACAUAAGUAUGUAAGUUUUUAGAACUGGUACUAGAAGUCAAAUAGUCAGGCAUUAUUCCUGAGAACUUGGCUCACUAGAACGAUAUCUAAAUUGGAAGGCAUUUUCCAGGAGUUAACUUGGUUUGAUCGUUAGUACCAGCUAUUUCAGUAACCUGUUGGGUUCUUAAUGGCUCAUCUUUGGAGAGAGGCCAGGCAUGGUUCCCAUUUCAGGGGUACUAGACCUUUCCAAGAAGCACAGUGAAUUUAUUCAUCUACCCUUCAAACAGGGUGAGCAGCCAGAAAGGCAAGGGCACGGUGGCUUUUUCUCAUUUGAGUGACAUGAAUUCUCCUCGGUCAAUGGCUGUUUACAUAAGCUGAACUAAUAAAAUACUCAGCAGCUAAUGUGUUCAACCUAGUAAUGAUGAGUUUAGGUCUUGAUCAACAGUAAUCUUUUAGGUAAAGAAAGUGGCCCAGUAAUUCACUUGAUGUUUAUCUUCUCAGUCUAGAUUUGCAAAUGUUAAAUGAAUUCAGGGUUAUACACAUAGUUCUUUAAGUAAGAUUCCUGGUAGUUGAUUUGUAACCAGCAAUCCACAUAUGAAUGUAUCCCAAACCUUUAAAAGGCUUGGAAAAGUUUUUUAAGAUAAUGAUUUAGUUUUGUAGGAAAAAGAAAUCGGAAGUUUAGAACACCACUCCUUCCUAAAUUUAAUUCAGUUGACUCAGCCACAUUUUAAAAACAGUGAGUGGGUCCAGGAGACCCAUAAACUAUCAUCAAAGUCCAAAUUAUCUAGGGAUAUUUUGAGUAUUCCUGUUUUAUACUCAUUUUGGGUCCACUGUAAUGGUUUGGAUGAGGUUUUGAAUUUAAAGGAUUUACCACUAUUUAAAUUUUUACCAAGCUUUUACACUUUGUGACAGUAUCUUCCAGGUGUGAGUGAAGCAGGACUUUUUGAUUGUGGUACUCCAUAUAUCCCUGUAGUGCCCAAACCAGUGAUAUUUUAUUUGCUCCUAUGGCAGCUCGUAGAGAUAACAGAAGUGGUUUUUCCUCUUGAAUUAAAAGGCAUACUCUCUACAUGCCAGUGUGCGCUGAUGGCCCUGCACUCCCCUUUUGUCUCCAGGAGUGUCUUUGGAUUGUCUGGGGCCUGGGCCAUUCUGAGAGCUACUGCAAGCCAACUACAGGACACUAAAGAAAUGCACACACGGACAUAUGUGUGUAUGCAAUGGAUCAUACAAACAUGCGCUCUUCUGGACAUCUACAGAAAAGUGUUACAUUCAUUUGCAAAGUUUACAUUUUUGAGCUCACAGUUAGGAAAAAUAAGACCCAUUAUCUAAUGCUUUUUGGGCAGGUGAGGAUGGGUUUUUUUGCAAAUGGAUGAGUUCUUUCUUGAGUCUGGGAAUUUCUGCUGUUGGUUGGGCAUGGGCUCGUUCCCUGCCUGUCCCAAUCACGUUUGCAUUGGAAUGUUUUUAGGUAGCAUUGUAAAUAAAAAAAUAGGUUAUAUAAUAGAGAUACGACACUUGAAAUUUUACUUUAAAAAAACCUAUAGCUCUACAUAUAUAUUUAGUUAUAUCACCUGACAGAUUGUUCUGCACAGUGUCGAGAUUGUUUUAUACCACAGAUUAUUUUUAUAAAGUCUAGUGAGUUUGAAUAAGAAUGAUUUUGUAACCAGAAUAACGAGCUUUACCUUUCAAGAUAAACGUACACUGGAGUGUGAGUGGUGUGGCGUUUCUACUUAGUGCCCAUGUGGAUUCUCAUGAUACACUGACAGACUGGAGUCCAUUUCUGGGUCUUGUUUGGCCAAAACUCCACUUGUGGCUGUGUAGGACAGUGAUGCUUCAGUUCGGCUCUUGCAGGUUGGGACAAGAGGGGAUGGGGAGAGGCGAGAGGAGCCUGCAGUAUGUUCUACAUUUGCGCUUCCUCUGAGAUUUCUUUUGAAUAAAGGGUUCUCAGGUUAAAAAGUCGUUUGUAAGCUCCUGCCCUAGGACGUGGUAGUGUGAGGGUGUUUUGGGGAACAGAAAUUGUAUGGGGGUGCAGAUUGGGGUGGGUUGGGACUAGAAUAAGAAAUAGGCUACAAACAUUUGAAAUGAGGGUUUAGUGAUUUGAGUAAUCCACAAAACUGAACUAUUUAGGACCAACUUAUCUAGUUUUCAGGACAGAAUUUCCAGUUGAGAAAUGAUUUGGAAAGGGGGAGGGUGGAAUGGGUAGUAUGUGGACAUGGUGGUCAAAUUAAAUGGAGAGCUGCCAGCUCCUUUGUCCUCUCUGCUCAGGGCAGUUUGGAGGUGAGGGUGGUUGGCCAGGAGCCCGUUGAGGGAGCUCCGAACCCUGUAGCAGCAGAGCAUCUUUGCAGUGUUGACACAGGUUUUCCUGCUCUUCCUACAAAGGUCAGCAUCACUGCCAUGAUAGGAAGGUGGCCUUCAUGUUAGCUUUUUAUUUGGGGGUAGAGAGUGGGUGGUUAUUUGGGUGAACCUUUUUGAUGGGGAUUUAAGGGAAGUGGAUAAUGAAGCUGAUUGUUUCUAUCUGUAAUUGCCAGUCCGGAGGUCCAGCUGAAGGCCUGUCCCCCAGACCCUGCCUGCUGGCUUUUCAGGCUGCUGUGCCCAGUGGUGCACUGGUUGGGACAGUUUUGUCAGGAGAAUCCCUAAUGUGUCAUUUAAAACCAGCUGUGCUUUUUAUUCAGUCUGAUUUAGAGUAAAGUUUUACACUUUACCCCUUUUAUACUUGGAAUAAAUUUAGUUUCAGCAGAUCCAGUAGCACUCUGGGAACCAGCCCAUUGGUCCUUUCCCUGUUCCCCAUGAAAGAACAUUUCUCUGCUCUCUAGCCACAUCUUGGAAUGUAAUUCUGUUGUGCCUUUGUUUUUGUCACCUGGCUCCCCACAAAAGCAACUGCUGUAAGCUUUUUUCUACUGGUAUUUUCUAGCCCCAAACCCCACCUUUUUGCUUUUUUCCAGCUGUAAUUUCUGGAUGCAGUUCUGUGCUCCAGGUAUUUUAAGAACCAGUUACCUCAGACCUCAUGUUGAACAAUGUCACCAUCUGGGUCCUCUCAAUACUGCAGGCUUGUAACAUACAUACGCGGGAACCCUGCCAAGUAUGGGCACUUCUUUGUUUUAAAGUAAAACUCUUCCCAAGGACUGACAAAGGGGCUUCUGGCAAGCUCUUAACAGCACUGUGGUGGGAUGGGUCUAGAGCGUCAUCUGAACGGUGCUUCCUAUGUUCCUCUUUGAAUUCUGCCAUUUUCAGUAUUCUCAUGUCUGAAUAGGCAAAGUGAUUCAAUUGGCUGGUCUUGCACACAAGUUAGUUCCAAAGAUGAGCUCUUUGUAACACAUUUCCAGUCACUAAAGCUCAAAUGUAGAACAUUCCUUUAAAUGGCAGGAUUGAAAAACCCACCAUCUACCAUGGUGCAUUUUGGGAAGAUGUCUGUAGCAUAUGUUGCUGUGAAAUUAGGCCUUGCGGGAUAUGGCUGUUUGUCAUUUUGAUGUAUUUUAAAUAAAUAUAUAUAUAUUUUUUAAAGAGCCUUUUUUACCAGUUCAAGAAGUUUAAUUAACCAGCAGUCACCACAUCUGAAUUUUUGUCUCUGGGGCAUAGAUGGCAGAACAAGAUUAAAAGUGGUAACUCAGUCAUACAAGCGUGGGCUGCCUGCCUGGACUGUCCCGCUGACUGUGGACACCAAGGUCAGUGUGUCCAGUGGGUCCGGACUCAGCCCUCAGGGUGUUUGGUCUCUGCCCUGUUCAGUGGACUGUUGACUUCAGUCCCUGCAAGUGCUUUAGCCCAAGUGGGGUUUUCUCAGAGCACUGCCACGAGUUAAGUGUAUGUUUAGCCAAAUAAUUUCUCCGUAAGGGAAAAGCGCGCUCAUCCAAAUUUUACCAGCAGUGACAGAGAUGAGAGUAGGAAAGAUUAGGCAACAUCUGGGGCUUGAUUUGGAAAGUGUCUAAGUCAUUGUCAAAGGCUGUCUGGGAGCCAGUGACCAUACAGAGAUUCUUAGGAGACCUCAUGGGAAAGUGUUAAGACUCCUGUGAGGGGAAGAAUUGUUAAAAUGCCAGUGGCUUUUUUUCACCAUUUCUUCUAGAAUUCUGUAAAAACGCAAAGAAAAUUGAGUGGUACUUGAGAAUUGAGGGUGAGGGUUACCGCAGAUUAGAAACAUACUUCUAGAUUUCAGUUCCACACCACAAAUCCACACAAUGCCAUUUUUCAACUGUACAAAAGAAUCUGCUUAUGAAUUUGACGUGAUCCUGUUAGUGUCAAAGGCCAAAUUUUUCACCUGUUAAUAUUUUUCCACAUUUGUCCUUGAAUCUGAAUAACUUUAUACAGUACUGUAAAUUUAACUUACAUCGAGUUUGAUGUUAAUUCUUGUGAAAAGAGCUUCUGCAUGUAACAGACACACAGUUAAAGAACACAGCAGAAUACGAAAUUUGCAGGACCAAUUUUGGAACUAACAGAAAAUGUCACCUCUCAUUUUCCAUCUUCUGUAUCAGUUUUACCAGCUACUUCUAAAUUUGUACGUUAUUUGUAAGGAAAAGAAGGAAAACCCUAAGACUUGUCUAACUUAGUGGAGAAUGUGUGUGUUGGGUUUAGGAUGGAUAGCGAAGUCUUAUUGAGCUGUGUUAUCUAACUUGUAUAUAAAAAUUGUAAUUAAAAGUUUGGAUUCACCUGUUUCUCGCGGUUUAAAAAUGAGUAAUUGCAAACUCUGGAAAUGUGACUAGUAUAUGAUUUAAGGCUGUAGAAGUGAGGAAGCUCUUCAAGUGCUAAAACUAAAGACUUAAAGUUUUUGGCUCAAAUUCAGUAAGUAUUGUUUGUAUAUGUAAUAGGUCACUUUUCACCCUUGUAGCUAUAAAAUAAAAAUUUUGUAGAACAGAAAUAGCUUGUACUACUGAAUUAACAAAAGAUAUACUAAAGUAUCAUGUUUUAAAAUAUAUAUAUAUACAGAGUUAAGCUUGUUGCUGUCACCCUGUCUGGAUUUGAAGGUGUGCUGAUUUAUAUAUAUAUAUAUAUAUAUAUAACACACACACACAUAUAUAUAUUAUAUACACGCACACAUCUAAAAUGGCCAAAAGCAGACAUCUGUGUAAUUACAGUUGCAAAAUGAAGACAUUUUGGAAAGAGCAUUGUAUCAUAUGGUUCAUUCAUUUGCAGUGGAUCUUUGUUCCUUUUUACUGUGGUAAUUUUAGAAAUGAGUGUCAAGUUUGAAAUUAGAUCUGCUAAGUUGGGGUUUUGCUGUUUGAACUCUGCACUGGGUCCUCAAAUAAACCGAUGUGAAUGUAGUUUUUUCCCCCUGUGUGAAGGAGCAGCCACACCCCAACAGAAUAGGAGGGAAAAUCUAGAGCUAUUUCAAGUUUUAUCUUUUUGUAUAUGAAAAUAAAAUAAUAAUAAUAAUGAAA
Messenger RNA from Equus caballus (horse), 13652 nucleotides. RefSeq names its product activin A receptor type 2B (gene ACVR2B). Gene Ontology annotation, molecular function: ATP binding; activin receptor activity; activin binding. Lineage: Eukaryota; Metazoa; Chordata; Mammalia; Perissodactyla; Equidae. Gene Ontology annotation, biological process: cellular response to growth factor stimulus; protein phosphorylation; activin receptor signaling pathway. Gene Ontology annotation, cellular component: activin receptor complex; plasma membrane. The record is from RefSeq and is a predicted model, not a curated record.